UGCGCAGUGCGGGCAGAGAAGCCUCUGGGUGUAUGCGCAUGUGUGCAGAGCAGUUCUGUGGUGCUGAGUCUUUGUCACAUCUGUGAGAGUGGAGAGCAGGAGCUGUGGAGGCCUGGACCCUGACACGGGGAAGACAGGUGGCACUCAUCGUUAUUGUAGACCACCAUAGAAUAGCUCCUUCCAUCUCAAACACAGUCUUUGCUUUGAGGCUUUAGUAUGGAGAAGAACAGGAAUCAUAUGACUGAGAGGAUACUAAAGCUCACCCUGGAGAUCAUCUACUUACUGACUGGAGAGGACUAUGUGCCCCUGAAAAGAGAUGGGGGGUAUACAAUGGCGCCAGCUCACGCACUGACACAUGAAAAAAGCAAUGAUCAGAAGAUCCUAGAACUAGCCCAAAAAAUCAUUGAGCUGCUGACUGGAGAGGAUUUAGAUUCUUCAGAAAUCCAUAAAGAUUUCUACAAAGAGAUAAAGAUGGAAGAAUGUCAUCCACGGAAGCCCGUAGAUGGUUCCAGAAAUAUGCCAUUGAAAUGUCACAGUUCUCUUUAUCCAAAGGGUUGUACAGAGGAUAACAAAGAUGUGACAGAAGAAUCACAGGUACCAACGCUCCCUGAUCAUAAACAUUCCCCAGGAUAUAAGCCCAAGGGGGCUGCAGGAUUUGAUGCUUUGCAUUAGGAUAACAGAGAAGGCAUGCCCUAAAUACACAUGGUGGUUAAAGAGAAAAAUCUGUUCUGUUUCAUAUACCUUUCGUUGUGUUUUUGUCUCCUUUUUU
Messenger RNA from Hyla sarda, 769 nucleotides. RefSeq names its product gastrula zinc finger protein XlCGF53.1-like. Bases 217 to 672 code for a protein of 151 amino acids. Lineage: Eukaryota; Metazoa; Chordata; Amphibia; Anura; Hylidae. The transcript is spliced from 6 exons. The record is from RefSeq and is a predicted model, not a curated record.